This is a messenger RNA of Hyphopichia burtonii NRRL Y-1933, 2277 nucleotides long. It is a transcript of the gene SFL2, whose product is annotated as Sfl2p. Gene Ontology annotation, biological process: regulation of DNA-templated transcription. Gene Ontology annotation, molecular function: DNA-binding transcription factor activity; sequence-specific DNA binding. Bases 1 to 2277 code for a protein of 758 amino acids. The record is from RefSeq and is a predicted model, not a curated record. The transcript has a single exon. NCBI's taxonomy places the organism in Eukaryota, Fungi, Ascomycota, Pichiomycetes, Serinales, Debaryomycetaceae.
AUGAGUAAGAAGAAUAUUCAAGAACCUCCAAUUAAGAAAAAUGCAUUUGUUCAUAAAUUAUAUUCCAUGUUGAAUGAUCCCAAAUUAUCUCAUCUAAUAUGGUGGACUAGAAAUGAAGAAUCAAAUACUUUUGCUUUAUAUCCAGGUAAAGAGUUUGCUAAUGCAUUAACUGGCUACUUUAAGCAUGGUAACGUUGCUAGUUUUGUUCGUCAAUUACAUAUGUAUGGAUUCCAUAAGGUUUCGGAUCCUCAAUCAAAUGAUAAUUUAUCAAAUAUUAAUAAGGAUACUCCUCCAAUUUGGGAAUUUAAACAUUCUUCUGGGAAAUUUAAGAAAAAUGAUGAAUCUUCCUUAAUUUACAUUAAAAGGAGAUCUUCUUCAAAUAGUUCUAGAAAUAAUAGUGCAACUUUUAGUGAAAACGAUUCAUCAAUUCUUAUUCCAACUUCGUCCCCUUCGCCCAAUUCUUUUGAUCAUUUGCCGCAUCAUACUUUCCAUUUUAACCAACCACCUCCUCCUCCUCCUGCUGCUCCUCCUUCUCAACAAAAUCCUUAUGUAUAUUAUCCCCAACCAAAUCCUUAUAUUCAGUAUCCAAUUAACUAUCUACCCAUGGACUACCAAAUACCGCAUCCUCAACAUCCUCAACAACACCCUCAACAACACCCUCAACAACAACAUCCUCAACAUCCUCAACAGCAUCCUCAGCAACAUCCUCAACAACAACAUCCUCAACAUCCUCAACAUCCUCAACAGCAUCAACAACAUCAACAACACCCACCCCCACACCAAUCACCUCUCAAACAAUCAAACUCGUACACAUCUUUACCCGAUCACGAAAACCAUAAAAUUAACGUUCUUAGACACAACUCGGAUCCACAACAACAAAAACAACAAGCAAAAAGUUUCCCCCAACAUUAUACUCCAAAUUUACAAUUUAGAAAAAUUUGGGAACCUUCUUCCAAUAUAUCUCGACCAAGAAAUAGCUCAUUGUUAUUUGACCCAUUAGCACCAGCACCAACCCAACCAACCCAACCAACACAAUCACCAAAACUUACUCGGUCAAUUACACCACCACCACAAUCAACACCAUCCAUCCCCCCACCUCCUCCAAACCAAUUAGGAAACCACAUAUUAUCUAGAAAUGAUUCAACCACAUCAUCAUUUCAUCGAGAUUCCAUUGAAAGUAGUAGUAUAAGUACGAGACUGUCGAUCAAAUUACCACCCCCAUCAUCAAUUCAUCGUGCAUCCUCAAAUUUAUCCACUGAUGAAUUAAAAUUUCAUAAAAAUAGCUUAUUAAGUGAAAGUUAUUCGAUACCAAAUUCACCAUCUUCAUCCUUUAGUAAAAAACCAUCAUCAAUUCCCAUAAGUAAUUCAAUUCAUGAAAGAUUAAGACCUUCAUUGAUUGAAUUACAUUUUGGAGGAGCUAAUAAUCAAACCCCGACAACAAAUUCAUUACCAACAUCAAUAUCUUCAAUUAAAAAUAGUUUAAGUGGAGUUAUGAAAUUACAUUCUGAUUCAAUUGGAUCCCAUUCAUCACAAAAUAAUUCAAUUUUUUCAAAUAAAUCAUCAAUAUCAAGUUUAUCUUCAAGUACUCAAAGAACAUCAUCAUUUGGAUCAUUAUCAUUAGGAAAUUCAUUUGAUAUUCAUAAACAUUCAAUUUCAAUCGGACCACAUGACCCAGUACCAUUGCCAAAUACAAUUAAUGAAGAAGAACAAAAAUUAAAAGAAGAAGAAGGUGAAGAAAAAAAGGAAGAAGAAUUCGUAAGACCAAGAUCACCGUCAUCGUUAUCAUCGGUACCAGUUGGACCAAGACCAAAAUUUUUCAGAAGUUUAACUCCACCAAACUUACAUUCAAAAUAUAAUCAAAAUUCUAAAAUUCAUUCACCAAUUCCAAGGUCUUCAACUUCAUUUGGUCAACAUCAUUCUCAUCUUCAUCAUUCAAAUCCACAUUAUCAUCAUUUACAUUCUAAUUUAAGAAGUCCUACAAAUUCGCCAUUAUCAAGAUCAAUAUUAAACGAUACUGAUCUGGAAUCAAGCGAAGAAAAACCAAAUGAUUUAAAUUUGGUGAAAAAUAAAGUAUCGGUAAAUUCUUUAUUGGAUACUUCUAAUCCUUCUACAAAAUUAUCGAAUAUUAAUUCAAUUAUCAAUGAAAGUGAACAUGAAACUGAAUCGGAAGAUGAUAAAAAUGAUCAUUCAAAAAUUUCUAAUGAUAAUGAUGAUUUAGAUGAAAAUAAAUCUCCAAAAUCUACAAAUAAAGAAAUUAAACGUCAACGAAUAGAAUAG